ACUAUUGUUAUUAAACUGCAAAUAAACAAACAAAUUUUGGCCACUUACUAACCGAAAUAUUGUCUAGAAACGUACAUUUACGAAUGGGUGUGACUGUCUUGCAACCGUACCCGCUGCCGGAGGGUAAAUCCGGGGCACACAUGAUCGACCAGCUGGGAAAAAGGCUGCUGUCGUUGGGAGCCACCCAUGCCGGUCAGUUUCUGGUGGACUGUGAGACCUUCAUAUCCACGCCACAGCCCCACAAUGGAGCACCGGGACGGGCGGUGCACGUCCUGCACAAUUCCGAGUAUCCAGCUUCGGCGUUUUCCAUUAUCGACAACGGAACCGGGAAACAAGUCGCCCUGGUUGCGGACAACAUAUUCGAUCUUCUGAUGCUCAAGAUGACCAACACCUUCACAUCCAAGAAGCAGACAAAGAUCGAGUCUCGCGGCGCUCGUUUCGAGUACGGUGAUUUUGUGAUCAAGCUUGGCUCCGUCAACAUGAUGGAACACUUUAAGGGAAUUCUCGUAGAGAUUGAAUACAAAUCCUGUGUAAUUCUUGCCUACUGCUGGGAGAUGAUUCGCGAAGUGCUGCAGGGCUUCCUGGGCAUUUCAGUCUCCAAAGACUUUCCGUCAUACUUUGCCCCGCAGACCAUUAUGACGCCAAUGGGCCAGCAGCAGAUUCACACUAAGCACAACGACAUUUACGAGCCCAUGGAUACGGUGAAACAGUACCUGGAAACAUUCACGAACUAUAGGAAACAGGUGCACAGCGGCAUGUCUGGGAAUACGCCCAUGCAUAUGUCACCCUCGAUGGCUGGCUUGAGUCGAUCCUGAUCCGCCGAAGUGAAGCUGGAGCCACCAGAUGGGCCGCCGGUGGGGGAGUGAUCAGUAAACAUUAUAAAUAUACUUAUUGCAAAUAAUUUAAGAGAAAACUAUAAGAUUUAAAUAAAAUAAUUACUAAAAUAAAUUCCACAGCCCCCACAAAACUAUAAA
Messenger RNA from Drosophila bipectinata, 974 nucleotides. RefSeq names its product Mediator complex subunit 20 (gene MED20). Gene Ontology annotation, molecular function: transcription coactivator activity. Lineage: Eukaryota; Metazoa; Arthropoda; Insecta; Diptera; Drosophilidae. The record is from RefSeq and is a predicted model, not a curated record. Gene Ontology annotation, biological process: regulation of transcription by RNA polymerase II. Gene Ontology annotation, cellular component: mediator complex.